AUGGAGGGGGAAGUCUUUCAACAUUUCCCUUUGAUAAAGAAACUAAAGGAGCAAUUUGCACAUCUCUACAUUGUCAUCACGCUUCCAACCAGGGAGCAAAAUGAUUCUUUUGUGCGCUCUUACUUCAAGCUUGGAAUGGAGCUUGGAAGGCCUACAUUUGUGCCAGUUCAAGACAUAGAGAUGGGCUUUGAGAAGAUCGUGAAGAUAGCUCAUGCCCGUGGGGUAUGUAAGAGGCAGGAUGUGAUAUCCAAAUUGAGGGCUGAGAGGAAGAAAUCAGUGCAAGGAAUGGACGUAUUCCUAAGAGUAAUCACUUCCAUACCUGGAAUUGAUAACCAUGAUGCAAAUUCGCUUAAUCAAGCCAUUGGUUCGAUCAAAGCAAUUGCCAAAGCAUCAAAGGAUUAUAUUUUGGAGAACACAGACCUUUCAUCUGACAAGGCGGAGACGAUUACAAGGUUUUUCAGAGAUCCAAAGUUUUAUCUCAGUCCAAAAAUCAAUUGAUAGGAGAAAGAACAAGGCAGAUGAGAAUUCAAAUGAGUAAUGACAGUCUU
Molecule: messenger RNA, 548 nt
Organism: Vitis riparia (riverbank grape)
Lineage: Eukaryota; Viridiplantae; Streptophyta; Magnoliopsida; Vitales; Vitaceae
Product: protein PARTING DANCERS homolog
Exons: 6
Coding region: 1-498 (165 amino acids)
Biological process (GO): resolution of meiotic recombination intermediates
Source: RefSeq, a predicted model, not a curated record